AUGGGUCAUGGUGGUGCUUACCAUUAUCAGGGUGACGCCACUCCUUAUGCUUCAUCCCAGUAUCAGUAUUCCCAGGAUCCUUAUUAUCAAAGUGGGUAUCCUCAGUAUUUUGUAGGCUAUAAGCUGUAUCUUUCCAUUCCAGAUGCUCAGAAUCAUCUGAACUUGAUCAUGGGUACGUUAAACAUUCUUGGUCACUUUGCUAGAGUUUUAAUUGAUUGUGGUGCUACGCAUUAUGUCAUUUCUCAUACGUUUGCUCAAGUGACGCAACCUCAUCCUACACGUCUAGGGUAUGAUUUAGAGUUUGCUAUGCCUAAAAGGGAGAGGUGUUAUGUUGAUUGUGUUUAUCCAAGAUGUCCAGUGAUGGUAGAGGAUAUAGUUAUGCCAGCUAACCUUAUCUCAUUAGAUAUUGUUGAUUUUGAUGUGAUUUUGGGCACAUAUUGGUUGCAUUAUAAUCAAGCCAAUAUAGAUUGCUAUGGGAAAACAGUUACUUUCCAUCGUCCUGGAUUACCUGAGGUUACUUUUGUGGGUGAGCAAAGUAGGGUAAGGCAUGGUGUUAUUUCUGCCAUAAGAGCUAAAAAGUUGUUAGAGAAAGGUUGUCAAGGAUAUUUGGCUCAUGUGGUGCUGAAUGAUAAUGUUCCUAACAGUGUAGAGGAUGUGCGAGUAGUCAGGCAUUUUUCUUAUGUAUUCCCUGAUGAUUUACCUGGAUUGCCGCCAGACCGAGAUGUGGAGUUCAUUAUUGAUUUUCUUCCAGGUACAGACCCUAUAUCUUUAACUCCUUAUUGA
This is a messenger RNA of Pyrus x bretschneideri (Chinese white pear), 783 nucleotides long. RefSeq lists its product as uncharacterized. NCBI's taxonomy places the organism in Eukaryota, Viridiplantae, Streptophyta, Magnoliopsida, Rosales, Rosaceae. Bases 1 to 783 code for a protein of 260 amino acids. The record is from RefSeq and is a predicted model, not a curated record. The transcript is spliced from 2 exons.